UUACUACUAUAUUAAGAGGGUACAAAUCUCAAAAUCGCAUCGAGUCCAUAAUCAUAAUCUUCCUUCAAAAUUCAACUUCAUUCUCUAAUUCUUCUUUGUUUCGAAUCGUUUCUUCAAAUUCGAAGGCUUUUCUAGGGUUUAACCAAAAACCUAAUUCAAACCCUAAAUUUCCCAAUUUCUUCACUCGAUCUUGCACCCACUCUCACCAUCUUCGAAAUUCCGAAUCAAUUCUCAAUCGCCCUAUACCCUUAGAUCUAAUCAGUCACUGAACGGGCAUUGGUGAGGUUUAGUUGUUGAUGAGCUUUGUGAAUGUAGAAUAAUAGUGAUUUAGGAAAUGAUUUGUUGGGUUUUUAAGUAAUAUGAAGUGCUGAAUAUGAGCAAUGGCAACGGGAAGACUGGAAAACAGAUUGAACAACAGCCUAACACUACAUGUAGGAGGAAGAGAGUGGGUGGUGGUGAUGAAUUUGCUCAAUCUAUUGCGAAGGUUGCAGUAGCGCAAGUAUGCGAGAGUAAGGGUUUUCAAGGAUUUCAGCAGUCGGCGCUUGAGGCAAUGUCUGAUGUUACUGCUCGGUAUAUUAUGAACAUUGGGAAGUCUGCAAAUUGUUAUGCUAAUCUUGCUGGUAGAAAUGAAUGCAAUGUUUUUGAUGUCAUUCAAGGGUUAGAAGAUAUGGGGUCAAUGCAGGGGUUUACCGGCGCCUCGGAUAUUGAUCACUGGCUGGAAGAUUCGGGUGUUGUUAGGGAAAUUGUUCAGUUUGUUAAUGAGGUUGAACCGGUUAUGUUUGCACACCCGAUUCCUCCGUUUCCGGUUGUGAAAGAACGUGUGCUGCCUCCCAGUUUUUUGCAAAGAGGAAAAGAGCCUCCUGAUGAGCAUAUUCCGGCGUGGUUGCCUGCAUUCCCAGAUCCAGAAACUUAUUUGCAGUCUACUACGGUGAAUGGAAGAGGGACAGAGCCUCGUACCACCACAUUUGAGCAUGAAAGAGAAAAUGGCAAGGGGGAUCGGCCUCUUUUGAAUUCACAGCAGCAGAUGGUCUCAACUAUGUUUGAGAACUCCACCAUGGUUGACCCUGCAGUUGCUAAGGCAAAGAUAGUAGGAGCAGAAAGUAACCCUUUCCUUGCUGCACCUUUGAAAAUCGAGGAUAAGGAAGUUUCUUCUGUUGCCCCUCCAGCUAAAUUCUUUAAUAAUGUUUCUUCUGAUACUCCAGUUGGAGAAAAUUUAAUUCAAAAUGAACCUGGUUCAGUAUUAGAGACCUUUGCUCCAGCAAUUGAAGCAAUUAACAGUGCAUCCUGUGAUUCCAAGGAAGAUCAGACAAAAUUUCCUGUGAAAGAGAAACCUACUGUGCGUUUUAAGGUUGGGACCAAAAAUAAAUUCUUAGGAAGGUCAAUUGGUUUGAUUCCACAAAACGAGGAGCAUAAAAAGACUUUGCCGUGGUUUGCGAUGGAGGAUGAGAAGGAUGACAGGAAAAGAAGGGCCGAGAAAAUUUUGAGGGAAUCUUUGGAAAACCCAGACCAGCUUGUUCAGUUGUAAAAUAGAUUGCUUUAUUAGAUUCUGUAUACUUACUUGAUCAUGAGAUAUCGGGAUAACUACUUCUGGGAUAUUGAAAUCUAGCUAACUUUCUGCUUAGACAUUUUCCUAGUUUAGCAAUCUUUCAGGUAUGUGCAUGUCAAUUGUUUGGUAGAUCAAUUAAUGAUUCUUUUCAUUGAAAUUUGUUGGCACCCUACUCUGUAUGAUCUUAUUGAAUUUAGCAUAUAAAAAAUCAAUUUCUGAACUGUAGCAAA
Molecule: messenger RNA, 1776 nt
Organism: Medicago truncatula (barrel medic)
Lineage: Eukaryota; Viridiplantae; Streptophyta; Magnoliopsida; Fabales; Fabaceae
Product: transcription initiation factor TFIID subunit 8
Exons: 2
Coding region: 374-1525 (383 amino acids)
Cellular component (GO): transcription factor TFIID complex
Molecular function (GO): protein heterodimerization activity
Source: RefSeq, a predicted model, not a curated record